AGCCCUAUGUGCGUUGUCAUAGCGCCCGCACCGCCCAGCACCUGGGCGGCGGAAGUGACGCCAGGCACAGCGAAGCACUUCCUGUGUGGGCAGUCGGUGGAGGUGGAACGGCUGCGGCGGUUAUUGGAGCCGCUAUCCCUCAGGACAUUGCGCGGCUGGGUGUCCGACAGAGGCUGGUCCCGGCUAGGAUACAACGGAGCCAGAUGGGUGCCAGACAGCAGCAGGUCGUCCUAAAGUGAAGGGAGCAUGCACAGGAUUUUGUAGCUCUACUAGUGACCCCACCCCACCCCGAUGGUAACAUGUCUGUAGACAUGAACAGUCAGGGCUCAGACAGUAAUGAGGACUAUGACCCUAAUUGUGAGGAGGAGGAGGAGGAAGAAGAGGAAGAUGAACCAGGAGACAUAGAAGAUUAUUAUGUUGGGGUCGCUAAUGACGUGGAGCAGCAAGGGGCAGACUCGUUUGACCCGGAGGAGUAUCUGUUUACCUGCCUCACCUACAGGGAAUCGGAGAGUGCGCUCAAUGAGCAGAUGGCGAGCUUGGCAUCGUUGGUAAAGGUAUCUCAUUCUGUGGCAAAACUCAUCUUAGUUCACUUUCAUUGGCAAGUCUCAGAAAUACUAGAACGGCAUAAACUGAAUUCUCCACAGUUGUUAGUUGACGCCAGAGUUCAGCCAUUAUCGUUUAAACAUGUAAUGGCACAUUCCUCCCAUCACUGCGCGGUGUGCAUGCAGUUUGUCCGGAAGGAGAACCUGCUGUGUCUGCCCUGCCAGCACCCGUUCUGCCGCAGCUGUUGGGAGCAGCACUGCACAGUUCUGGUGAAGGACGGGGCUGGCGUUGGGAUCUCCUGCAUGGCCCAGGAAUGCUUACUCCGAGCGCCAGAAGAUUUUGUUUUUCCUUUACUGCCUAAUGAGGAACUAAAAGACAAAUACAAACGUUAUCUCUUCAGGGACUAUGUAGAGAGCCACUAUCAGCUACAGCUGUGCCCCGGUGCUGACUGCCCUAUGGUCAUACAGGUUCAGGAGCCAAAGGCUCGCCGGGUGCAGUGCAACAGAUGCAGCGAGGUCUUCUGCUUUCGGUGCCGCCAAAUGUACCACGCUCCCACAGACUGCGCCACCAUCCGGAAGUGGCUGACAAAGUGCGCAGAUGACUCGGAAACAGCAAACUACAUCAGUGCUCACACUAAAGACGAUGUGUUGUUGGAGAAAGCUUCCAGGCAGUUGUAUAGCCAGAGAGCAGAUUGUCUACUAUUGUGUCCCAAGUGCAAUAUUUGUAUCGAAAAAAAUGGUGGCUGCAAUCACAUGCAAUGUUCGAAAUGCAAGCAUGACUUCUGCUGGAUGUGCCUUGGUGACUGGAAGACGCACGGCAGCGAGUAUUACGAAUGCAGCCGCUACAAAGAGAACCCUGACAUUGUGAAUCAGAGUCAACAGGCCCAGGCCAGGGAGGCGCUGAAGAAAUACCUCUUCUACUUUGAGAGGUGGGAAAAUCACAAUAAAAGUCUGCAGCUGGAAGCCCAGACCUACCAGCAAAUUCAGGAAAAGAUUCAGGAGCGGGUCAUGAACAACCUUGGCACCUGGAUUGACUGGCAGUACCUACAGAAUGCUGCAAAGCUGCUGGCAAAGUGCCGAUACACACUGCAAUACACAUAUCCCUACGCUUACUACAUGGAGUCCGGUCCCCGAAAGAAGUUGUUUGAGUAUCAGCAGGCCCAGCUGGAAGCAGAAAUCGAGAACCUUUCCUGGAAGGUGGAGCGGGCAGACAGCUACGACAGAGGGGACCUGGAGAACCAGAUGCAUAUAGCGGAGCAGCGCAGGAGAACAUUGCUAAAGGACUUUCACGACACAUAAGAAGCCGGAGAAGCGUGAGCAUGUUGUGGUGUGACGGAGAUUUGACGCUGGGGGGGAAAAAAAAAAAUUAAUACACAGUAGCUCUGAGGAAUGUGAAGAAAAUCCACCUUACCCCGCUCGCUCGUACGAAACGUGGUCCGUUUUAGUUUUUUAUAAUUAUUAUUUUUUUCUUAUCCCAGCCUCCCACCUUUACCAGAUUAGCUGCUGUGAAUGGCAUACCGUUUCAGAUCUUGUCCUUUCCUUUUUAUUUUAUUUUUGGCAUUUUUUUUUUUUUUUUCUCCUCGCCCUUUUUUCUUGUUUUAUACCUCUCCUCCUCUCUCUCCACCUGCCUGCUAUCUACUGCGGAAAGCAACUCGAGACGUGGAAGUGUUUGUUUGUUUGAUUCAUUCUUUUUUUUCUUUUUCUUUUUUUUUUGUCCCGGAUGGCAAGUGUUGGAAACGUAGUUCAAUUUUUUGAAUGGCUGUUAAUAGAAUUAGAUUAUUAUGCAAAAUGUCCUUUUGAACUGUUGUACAAUUAUACAGAAAAAAAAAAUAGAAUUACAAAAACACUUUUUAAAAACA
Messenger RNA from Pseudophryne corroboree (corroboree frog), 2401 nucleotides. RefSeq names its product ariadne RBR E3 ubiquitin protein ligase 2 (gene ARIH2). Lineage: Eukaryota; Metazoa; Chordata; Amphibia; Anura; Myobatrachidae. Bases 300 to 1841 code for a protein of 513 amino acids. Gene Ontology annotation, molecular function: ubiquitin conjugating enzyme binding; ubiquitin protein ligase activity; zinc ion binding. The record is from RefSeq and is a predicted model, not a curated record. The transcript has 16 exons. Gene Ontology annotation, cellular component: cytoplasm; ubiquitin ligase complex. Gene Ontology annotation, biological process: ubiquitin-dependent protein catabolic process; protein polyubiquitination; positive regulation of proteasomal ubiquitin-dependent protein catabolic process.